Molecule: messenger RNA, 3558 nt
Organism: Salmo salar (Atlantic salmon)
Lineage: Eukaryota; Metazoa; Chordata; Actinopteri; Salmoniformes; Salmonidae
Source: RefSeq, a predicted model, not a curated record
UAUACGAUCACGUUUCUCUCCAUUAUGUGUUGAAAUACUUGGGAACAGAUUUCUUAGUGGUACCUUAUUUUUUAAAAAACAGCGCUCAUACUUUUUUCAUUUAGACACACCCUUUGAGCUAUGACGUUACCCAAUAACAUCCUUUCUCUUCAGUUUAAACGGAAGUGAACAGUGACCAAGGACAAUUUCCACGUUAGCGUUUUUGUUGUUAUUUAGACGUUUAUUAACAACAUGGGACAAACAAAUAUGACUAAUUUAACUGCACAGCAUCACAUACUUACCCCAUGUAGUCGUUAAUUCGCGUUGGAGACAGGACUUGGUUGAUAGAUAUUAUUUAGGUAACGCUGAACUAACAAUGGCUAACUGUAUGGUUUUUCACACUCAAAUAGCCUCCAUCAUGGAAGUGCUUGCAAAUUCAGCCGUGGCAGAGAUCUGUAAACUCGUAGACGACGACUAUGCAGUGUUUCGUUUGGAAAUUUCUCAAAGCCAGAAAGAAAACAGGGGAUUGCGUAGGAAACUACAGCUACUUGAACUGAAGGUAGCAAGGGAGCGCGCAGACAGGACAAUGCGAGAACGCAUCCUCGCUAGUCGUCCCAGUAAUGUCAAGAUCCUAGACCGAUACAGAGGAAUGGAAAGAGGUGAAGGAGAUCUCACUGGAGGCCACAGGAGCUUUGUGAAGGCAGCAGGACAAAAUACAUGGAGAGAUGACCAACCAAUCACUGUUGAUGAGGGGAGUGGAACCUCGACCCAGCACGUUAUCGUGAUAGAGUCUGCAGAUGCAGAGGCUGCAGGUCAUGGGGUCAAGCAGGAGAGGUCUGAAGGAGAGGAGGACCCACGUCACAGCAGAAACAUCCAGGUGGAUGCUGUGGCUGAAGUGGCACCCCCUGUAGCCAUGGAGGACCCCCCCACCGCGCCAGCGCAGCCCAGGAUCAGACGCAGCAUCACGGAGGAGGAGGAGUGUCCAGAGGUGCUGCUGGUGAAGGAGGAGGGGUGUGAGGAGGGUCUGGGGAACCCUGAGUGGACCAUGGUCAUGGAGGACAACCAGACUACACCUGAACCAACAGAGGAACCAGCUGAGCAGCACAGGACCACACACAGUCUCAUUGAGUCAGUAGACAUGGAGGAUGGGAAGCCUGAUUUGCUGAUAGUCAAAGAGGAGACAAUAGAAGAUGAACCAGAGAGCAUUGAUCUGCUGAGUGGACUAAAGAUGGGGGAGCAAGGUGAUUGGCUGGAGGCAAACAGAGGAGACUGGGCGGCCAUCUUGGAUUCCCAGACCCAGACCGGUGCAGCCAAGGGCCCGGGAGACGACAUCACUGAGCAGGCCAGGACCAGAGGUGACAUAGUGGAGGUAGGUAGGCUGGAACAUCCACCACCAAAUGUGUAGCCCCCAUCUGGGUGAUGCAUCGGCAGCAGUAAGUGCCUGGAGGCCACCACACCUGGGCAGUAAUCAGCAACAGUCUCCUUCUAGACGAGCCUCUGUCAUCCCCUCACACCACAAUCCACAUCUUUCUAUGUAGUACUUGUUUGUUUUGUAGUUAAUUAUGUUGAUUUUGGAUGUAUUAUAUGAUUGGACAGAGUAGAUGAUAUGGUGAUGGUUGGUGUGUCUUUAAAAAUGCUUAACUGAUGAAAAGUGGCAACCCUGACCUGUUGUUUGAUGGUGGUGUUUUAUAAUGAGGAAAUUAUAUUGCCUUAAUUCGUGUUUACUUGACAUGGAGUAGUGAAGAUGUGUGUAAUGUUGAACCUUUUCCAAAAUAUUCUAACAUUCAUUUUAUCAGAGCGAGGGUACUAGAUUUACAGAAAAUGUAAAGUGUUACCAUAGUGAGAAAAGUUAUUCUCGUCACAGGUAUUGUUUUGUGCAAUAAAAGUAGGGGAGAGUGGGGUAUGCAGGGCCAUUUUUUACAAUCAGCAUUACUAUGUCAAGGGAAAUAUAGUAUUCUUUCUAACAAAGAUAUCUACAUAUAUUUCAGGAUGUGUAUCCCUAGAAAUAAUCAGAAUUCAUGUAAACAUUACAGUUUUGAAAACAUAGCUUGUCCAAAAAAGGUGGUCUCUUGGCACAACUUACCUAAGGUAUGUGGUAAGUAGAGCAUCGGGACAGGGUAAGUUGAGCUGCCUUGGGAUAAGUGGGUGAUAGUUUCCUGUGACUGUGGGUGAUGAUGGUGGUCGUCAAAGUUCGAAUUAAUGGAAUGGGGUUGGUAUAUUGUAUAUCUUAAUUGUAUACAGUAGAUCUGUCUGUUCAAUAUCACUUACCCUUCAGUUUCUUGACCAGUUGUCUGGGACAGGGAUGUUGUUUUGAUGUGCCAGUUUGUAGGCAUGUUCUCUGCAUUUGAGCCUACUACGCCCAUGAAACUGGUCCGCAAGUUUCUUGAUAUGUUUAGCAAGCUCAGACGCCAUGUCAUCAGAUAAGACAUUGGUGCCUCUGCUACUCUACCAUAGCCUCUCUUUCACACAGGUCCAUGUUUGUUGUUCUUUUUUGUCAAUGUACCUCUUCGGUGUCAUUCAGUGUAUUUGUUCAUCUCUUGCUGCCGCUCCAAUGGACUUCUUCCCUUCUCUCACGUCCUUGGCUGCUCUCAAGAACCUCAAGGGGUCUAGACCCCUCUUUGUUUUACGUUUGUAUACACAGGGCAUGAUGAUGUCUGCUCUGUAACAAUAAAAAUGCAUCUUGAGUUCAUAUGCAUUACACAUUGCAAAAAUACUGUGCAUAAAACUGACAGAAUGUAAUCAUCAUUUAUAUGCGGUAUGGUGGCCAUUGGCUCAACUUACCCCAUGGCCAUUGGCUCAACUUACCCCAUGGCCAUUGGCUCAACUUACCCCAAGGCAUACAUUUUGACUAUAUUAGCCCAAAUAGCUCCAAGGAUGCACUUUCAUGCCAUGUUUAGGACCUCAUAUUGAAGCUUAGAGACCCCAACUGAUGUAUAAAACAAUGGUAAAACAAUCUUCUUUGGUUUAGAUACAAGCGUCAUGAAACCUACAACAAUAAAUGAAUUUGACUUUGUGAAAAUCGUAUUUUUUUUUUAAAGCUAACUUGCUUACCACUUUUUCCAUGUGGUUUCUUCCUUCACAGACUCAAUUAAAUAAUGGUUAGUGCUAUCCGGAAUCCUUUGGACUUCCCUACCUUAAACCCUAACCUUAGCCAUUUUAAAUGUCAACUUCAAUGGGGUAACGUCAGAUUUCGGACUUCCAACGGAUAUCAGAUAGCAUGGACCAUGAAAUGAUGACCUCUUCCUAAAUAUUUGGUCACAUGAUUCAUUUUGUGUAUGGUUUCUUAUAAACAACUAACCCUUUGGCUCAACUUACCCCACUGUCCCCUACUUCAGUUCUUUAUGUAAGUGUAUGACCAUUUGAAACCAUGUUGAAAUUAAAUACAAAAUCGACUCUAUGCUGACUGACAAAACAAAAUAAAAAUUCUGGGACUGAGUUUCCUAUAUCUCAGUCAAACCAAAACAUGGUUUGACUCCAUAUUGUUAGGUACUUGAAUCACAGUGUUAGAGAUGGGCUUGACUGUGGUUAACACUUUAUAUCAUUUCAUGUUUCUGUGUGUACAGGAAAUAAUUUCUUAUU